UAAGCUGGUCGUGGUCGGUAGUCGCAGGCGAGCAGAGUCAGACGGGUGACGGGUUGAUAGGUCGCUGGUGACAGUGAAGUUACUUUUGUCGCUCUCUAUCAGUUAAUCGCCCUCCUGCAGUCGUUGUAUUGUUGAUAUUUUGUCCUCCCAACACGCCGACAGUCGUGGUCUCGAGUCAGUCCCGAGUGUGAGCGCAAGACUCCAGCCAACGAAGCAUCCAGGCACGACAGAGAGCCUAGUCAAAGGCUAUCUUUCAUUAUUGUUCAGAGUCGCGGUGAGAGAGGCAAGCAAAAAACAGACACAAUGAGCUGGCAGGAUUACGUCGACAAGCAGCUGCUUGCCUCGAGGUGUGUGUCCAAGGCGGCGAUCGCCGGACACGACGGCAACCUCUGGGCAAAGUCCGAGGGCUUUGAAGUGAGCAAAGACGAGCUGGCAAAGCUGGUGCAAGGCUUCGAGGACCAGAGCGUACUGACGUCGUCGGGCGUGACCCUGGCCGGCAAUAGGUAUAUUUAUCUGUCGGGCACAGACCGAGUGAUAAGGGCAAAGCUCGGCAAGGUCGGCGUGCACUGUAUGAAGACGUCGCAGGCGGUCGUCGUAUCGCUUUACGAGGAUCCCAUCCAGCCACAGCAAGCCGCCUCCGUUGUCGAAAAGUUGGGCGACUACCUCCUGUCCUGCGGCUAUUAGUGACCUUUGGGACUCGAGCACACAGAUAUCCUUAAUCAAUAAUUGAAGAAAAAGAAUAAAAAAAAAGCAAACUAAACAAGCGUAUAUGUCGGUCGACGAUGAUUUUAUAAAUGGCGACGAGAAGAAUAAGAGGGCAGAAGAAAAGCUAGCAGCGAGACACCGCGAAGAACAAAUCACACGUGCUCUGGCGCCGCACGCAUGGCAGCGACGCAGGCCCGCUGCUCGCCUAAACGAUACGCGCGCGCCAACAUUUACACUCUCAUACGCAUCAAUACUGACACUCAGACUCGCCUCGCUUGAACCCCGCACAGUCGAAGCGCGGCAGCAGCGGCAGCCUCCUGCGUCGAUCGACCUAAUUUUCAGAGACCCAGAAGCAGUUCUUCGCUUUCGUGUCUCCUUUUCUUUUCUCUCCCCCUCUCCCCCUC
Messenger RNA from Phymastichus coffea, 1109 nucleotides. Its product is annotated as profilin. Bases 304 to 684 code for a protein of 126 amino acids. The record is from RefSeq and is a predicted model, not a curated record. The transcript has 3 exons. NCBI's taxonomy places the organism in Eukaryota, Metazoa, Arthropoda, Insecta, Hymenoptera, Eulophidae. Gene Ontology annotation, molecular function: actin monomer binding. Gene Ontology annotation, cellular component: cell cortex.